CCGGCCACCCGCACUGCAAAUUUCCAUUAGCCCGUCUUCUCUUUUCAAUCCUAUGGACUGUCAGAAACCCUAAAACACGGAGGGAGUGCUGCCACUUUCAUGCACGGUGUUGCCUCCAUCAUCGCCGUCCAUUGCAGCUCGCUGCCCAUUGCUGCACCGCCGCAAUGAUACGGCCUGCCGCCACCAAACAAUUAGGAACAGGUCAGUUCAAUCUCUCCUUUUCCAGCAAAUUCAUUUCCUCGAUCGCUUCACUCACCGAAGAGAGCGUGUUCUCAAUUCACGACCACAAACACCGCGUGGAUGCAGCAGAGCCGCCGGUCGAUCUCGCUACCAUCACCACCCAGCUCCUCCCGCUCCUAUCUCUUCCCAAUUGGCAUAAACAUCCUUCCUUCGAGAAGUUAAUCCCUUGUUUAUCCCCCACUCUUGUCACUUCUCUCUUCUCCAGUUACCCAAAUCUGAACCCCCACACCGCCCUUGCUUUCUUCAACUUUCUAACCCAAAGGCCUACCUUCAAACCCACUGUUCAGUCCUACGCCUCUCUCCUCGGCAUUCUGGUCCGAUGCCGGUUCCUGGGUGUCGCUGAAAAGAUCCGUAUUUCAAUGGUAAAAUCGUGUGAAUCGCCCCUUGAUGUCCAAUUCGUCUGGGAUGUGUUGAGAAAUAUGAAUAAUAGCAACGGCGGUGAUGGUGAAUUUAAAUUUAAGCUCACUGUUAAAUGUUAUAAUAUGCUUUUGAUGUCAUUAUCGAGGUUUCUAAUGAUGGAUGAAAUGAAGAGGAUCUAUGCAGAGAUGUUAAAUGAUAAGAUUACUCCCAAUAUAUACACUUUUAAUAUUAUGAUCAAUGCCUAUUGUAAACUGGGGAAUAUGGCCCAGGCUGAGUUGUAUUUGAGUAAAAUCUUUCAAGGUGGGUUGAGUUUGGAUGCACAUACGUAUACAUCACUGAUAUUAGGUCAUUGUAGGAGAAAGGAUGUAGAUAAGGCUUUUGGGGUGUUCAAAGUUAUGCUGCAAAAGGGCUGUCGAAGAAAUGAGGUUUCUUAUAACAAUCUUAUUCAUGGGUUUUGUCAUGCUGGGAGAAUUGAUGAAGCUCUGGAGUUGUUCUCUCGCAUGGGGGAAGAUUGUUAUCCAAAUGUCCACACAUAUACAGUUUUAAUAUGUGGACUAUGUGAACAAAAUAGGAAAACUGAAGCUUUGGAUCUCUUUGAGGAGAUGACUAAGAAAGGUUGCGAGCCUGAUGUUUAUACUUACACCGUACUCAUUGAUAGCAUGUGUAAAGACAGCAAGCCUGACAGAGCCAGGCAAAUAUUAUACACAAUGUUAGAGAAAGGGUUGGUCCCUACUGUUGUGACAUACAAUGCUUUAAUUGCUGGUUACUGUAAGGUGGGAAUGAUUGAUGCUGCCUGUGAAGUAGUUAAUAUAAUGGAGUUAAAUAAUUGUAGUCCCAAUGUUCGCACAUACAAUGAGUUGAUUUCUGGUUUCUGUAAAGCAGGAAAAGUGCACAAUGCAAUGGCAAUGCUUACCAAGAUGCUUGAUCAAAAGGUUUCACCUAAUUUAAUUACCUAUACCCUGUUAAUCCACGGACAAUGUAAAGAGGGUCAUCUAGAUAGCGCAUUUAGGUUACUUGAUUUGAUGAAUGAACAAGGUCUGGUGCCUGACCUGUACAUUUAUAUCCCUGUUAUAACUACUUUAUGUGAUAAAGGGAGGGUGGAAGAAGCUCACCGUCUCCUUGGGGCUCUCAAGGAAAAAGGCAUAAAGCUGAAUGAAGUGAUAUAUACUGCUUUAAUUGAUGGGUAUUGCAAAGCUGAAAAAAUUGAUUCUGCGUGCAGUUUGUUGGAAAUGAUGGUUAAAGAAAACCUCCUUCCAGACUCAUGCACAUUCAAUGCGUUGAUAAAUGGAUUGUGCAAAGGAAAUAAAAUGCAUGAAGCCAUUCAGCUACUAGAAAGGAUGGAAAGUAGAGGUUUGAAGCCUGAGGUUAUUACUUAUUCGAUAUUCAUUGAACAGAUGCUGAAAACAUCAUCCUUUGAUGAUGCUCACAAUCUUUUUGAUAAAAUGGUCUCAUUUGGAUAUAAGCCUGAUGUUUGUACUUACACUUCGUUUCUACGUGCAUAUUUUAACCAUGGGAUGUUGAAAGAAGUAGAAGAUUUGAUUGUAAAAAUGAACGAAGAUGGUAUUAGGCCAGAUUUUAUUGCUUACAGUGUAUUAAUUGAUGGGUAUGAACAGGCAGGAUUGGUACAUUGUGCUUUUGAUACUUUUAAAUGUAUGGUUGAUGCUGGAUGUGAACCUUCUUCUCAUACAUAUUCUGUUCUGAUCAAACAUAUAUUUAAAGAAAAGUGGUUGAAAGAAAAUGAAAAUAGAAUAGGACAAGAAUUGAAUCCAAAUGUCAGCCAUAUCAACAUUGAUAAUGUAUGGAAAAUAAUGGACUUUGAUACUGCUGUGCAACUGUUUGAGAAAAUGAUUGAGCAUGGCAGUGUGCCUGAACUUAAUACCUACAGUGCACUCAUUAGAGGUCUUAGCACAGAGGGACGUCUUGAAGAAUCUUGGCAGUUGGUAGAUCAUAUGAAGAAAAGUGGGCUAUCUCCCAGUGAAGACAUUUAUAAUUCUCUUGUUAUGUGUUGCUGCAAUUUGGGAAUGUAUGGUGAAGCAUCAAGACUGGUAGGUACCAUGGUUGGACAUGGUCUUCUACCGAAGUUAGAUGCAUACAAGCUGAUUGUAUGUGGCUUAUAUGAUGAUGGAAAUACCAAAAAGGCUAAAGAAGUUUUCUGUAGUCUGCUUAAUGAUGGAUACAAUCAUGAUGAAGUGGUGUGGAAGCUUUUGAUUGAUGGCUUACUUAAGAGGGGCCUUGUUGAUAGAUGUUCUGAACUGGUGGACUUAAUGGGAAAAAAGGACUGCAAACUUACUUCUCAAACACAUGCAAUGUUGAUUGAGGGACUUGGUGAUACAAGAGAAAGGACUUGAAAAAAGGACUUGCAAAAGUGCUAUCUGAAUGCUCUUGUAUGAACCUGGAUUAAAGGUUUGAUGGGACACAAGGAUGAACUUUCCCCAUUUUUGAAGAAAUUGUUUAUCUGGUUCUCUUUGGUUGCUCCCAUAGAUUGGUUGGUGGUGGCUAAGAGUAUACUGCUGUGGGAAUCAAUUCUCUGAUGCACAAACUUAGGAGACUUUCUUCUAGUUUUAUAACAUGUCUUGUUUUCAGUAUGGAGUAGUAUGGGAACCAUUGUCAAAUGGCACUUGGAUAUUGCAAAAGCUGAACAUAAUAGGAGCUCCAUAUGAAGCAAAUGAAUUUCAGUGACUAGUAUGAG
Molecule: messenger RNA, 3289 nt
Organism: Diospyros lotus (date-plum)
Lineage: Eukaryota; Viridiplantae; Streptophyta; Magnoliopsida; Ericales; Ebenaceae
Product: pentatricopeptide repeat-containing protein At5g65560-like
Exons: 1
Coding region: 165-2948 (927 amino acids)
Molecular function (GO): protein binding
Source: RefSeq, a predicted model, not a curated record